CUGUUUCCCAUCCUGACCGUUCUUGUCUUUAUGCAUCGGAGUCUCCUGCCUGAUGGUAGAAAGUCAAAGAGGACGCUGGAUGGACGGGUGGGAUCGUUGAUAAUACUAAGGGCCCUGCGUACACAGCGCUCCUGCAGGUGCCGAGUGAAUCGUGAUGCCCAACCAAACGGCCAAGAUCGCCGAAGCCCGGUUGGCGGUGGAGCAGCUGAAGCUGGAGGUCCACAUUGACCGGAUGCAGGUCUCCAAGGCGGCGGCCGAACUUCUGGCCUACUGUGAGGAGCACGCUAAAGAGGACCCUCUGGUCACCCCCGUCCCCAACUCAAGCAACCCGUUCCGAGACAAAGGCAUGUGUGCCAUCCUUUAGGGGCGACCUCGACUCACACCCUUCCCACAAUCCCUCCCCCAGUCCCAUCAGCCCCAGUCUACUUUGGAAGAUGUGAAAGUUGGCUGUCUGAUGGAAGACCAGUGCCUGCCGAUGGAUUUGUUAAUAUACUCUUGCCGAGUACCAGUUUACUAAUAGAAGCAAAGCUCCAGGGAGGCCUCAAAGCUCCCAGCGUAGAGAAAAGGGAAAUAACAGCUCACAUAUCGGGACUGAAGACAAUAUUUAUUGAUGUCCCGGGUCAGUUCCUGUCCCAUAGUGCCCUUCAACACAUUAGCCAACGGAUCAACAGACGCCUUUGUUUAAUCGGUUACCAUUCUGAGUUUGUCAACCCUCCAGGGCACAAAUAAAGCUCGGAAAAACAAAACAUCA
Hypanus sabinus (Atlantic stingray) is the source of this 751-nucleotide messenger RNA. RefSeq names its product guanine nucleotide-binding protein G(I)/G(S)/G(O) subunit gamma-8-like. Gene Ontology annotation, cellular component: heterotrimeric G-protein complex. The coding region runs from base 155 to 364 and encodes 69 amino acids. Gene Ontology annotation, molecular function: G-protein beta-subunit binding. Gene Ontology annotation, biological process: G protein-coupled receptor signaling pathway. The record is from RefSeq and is a predicted model, not a curated record. Lineage: Eukaryota; Metazoa; Chordata; Chondrichthyes; Myliobatiformes; Dasyatidae. The transcript is spliced from 3 exons.